AUGGCGGCCGCCGAGCUCCGCGGCUCCGGGGAUGAAGCGCGCACCUGGGAGCGAGACGGCGCCUCCUGCGGCCGCCGCCGGGUGGCGAGGGGCCGGCGGGCGGGGCGGCGCGGGAGGCUAGGCGCUCAUGCACUCGGUAACCUUCAGCCGCCCGGCGCCCGCCUGCGCCCCGCGGAGCCCGGGCCGCAGCCGCCGGGACGGGGAGGCCGGCCUCGAUGGCGACUCGCUGCUUCCGCCGCCGGCUGCGAGGAGGACAGGUUGCGACGGCGCGCGCCCGGCUCCCUUCGGCCGCGGCGAGCCCGGCGGGGGCGGGGAAAGCGAGAGAACGAGCAGGCGGGCCGACGCCACGGCCGCCUCCGCCUCCUCCGCUUCCUCCCCGGCCGCCGCCUCCGCCGCUGGUUGGCCGGCGCCGGGACUGUCGCGCGUUUUGCCUGUCAUCGGGGUCGCAAAGCGGCGCUUUACGGCCGUCACGUGACCGUUCGCCUGUCAAGCGCUGGGCGCCCCGCUGGCGGGCGGGAACGGCCGACCCGUGUGGCCGGGGCGCCGGCGGCAGGGUCCGGGAGCCAGGGGAGCCGCAGCACGUUUCUCCGGUUUGCGCUGAGGCCUGGGCCGCGGCCAGGACGCGGUUCGGCGCCUCGCGCGGUCAGUCACACGCAAGCACAUCCAGCUCCGGCCCAGCUCGGCACUCCUACACCGCCCGACACGCACCCUUUCCAGCGGCCAGCUGUCUGGUGCUGUCUCCAGAGUCGCCUCUGCGGCCCCGGCAGGGACCUGGCAGGUGCCGAGGCCUGUGGCCGAGCCCAGGAGCCCGGCGGGGCGCGCUCCGGGACGACGCUUGCUGGAACUCGGCGAGCCCGGCCGGGGAGCGCCGAGGCGGGCGGAGCCGGUUGGCUCCAGCCCGGGCGACCGCCGGGCGCCCAGGAGCUCUCGGCGCGCCGGCCGCAGGGACCGCCGCCCAGCUGGUCAGGCCUCAGCCCGCGGCCUCAGUCAGCAACGCCCCGGUCCCGCCCGGCGUCGCGGACUCCAGCCGCAGAGCAGCGGGCCCGGCCGGGCCGCGCGGAUCCCGCUCGGGCAGGGGCGGCGGGCAGAGCGGGCGGGCGGCGGACGGCGGACGGAGGUCCAGCGCGGGCGGGCGGCGGCGGCCCGAGGCCCAGGGCGGGCGGCGAGGGCGCGGGGCCGCGGGGGCGGGGCGAGCGCGCGGCCGGCCGGAGCACCGCCGAGCCGGGGGCGGGGCAGGCAACCGAAGCGGCGGCAGCCUCCGCGGAAAAAGCGGCAAAGCGCCGAGGGAAGGGAUCGGUCCUGAACGGGGAAGACGCGCAAGUGCCCGCAGCGGCAGCAGCAGCAGCAGCAGCGAGGGGAGCGGCGGCCGGAGAUUUCGGGGAGCCGGGCUACAAAAGAGACUGUCAGCCGCUGCCCGCGAGGGGCUCCGCCGCCCCGUCCGCGCCGCAGACGAGGCGCGCGGGCCGGAGCCGCCGGAGGACUUCCCGGCCCCGCGGCCCCGAGCGCCGGAGCUGCUGGGCGGCCGCCGAGCAGCCGGCGAGAGCGGCUGCGCCCGGGGGCGGGGGCGACCGCCCGUCCCUCCGAAGACCCUUCCCGUCGCCGGAGGCCCCCCGGAAUACCGCAGAGGGCGGGGAGACCGCGGCGGGGGCGCUCGCGGUGGAGAGCCCGAACCGGCUCGGCCGGAGGCGGGAAGUGACCGGCGAUGCGGAGGCGAGCCGCCCGGCCGGCUCGAGCCGCGUAGACGCUCCCCCGCGUCGCCCCGCCACGUCCCCGGGCUGCCGGGAGUCCCGGGACCCGGCGGGGCCGGCAUGCCGGGCUUGGCGGGGCUCUGCGGCGCGCCCCGCCCGGCUCCCACGGCCCGCGAGGCUCGGCGGGGCUGCGGCCGCGCUGCCGCCCGGCUGCGGACGCUCUUCUGAGGACGUCCAGCUCGCCGGGGAGCCGCCGGGCGCCGCGGGCCGCCCCGGGCGAGCGCCUCCAGCCCGCCCCCCGAGCACGUCGGCAUCCAGCCGCCGCCGCGCCCCGCUGGCCGGCGGCGCUCCGGCUGCCCCCUCCGGGGACGGACGGCGAGGACCUGCCUCAGAGCCGGCCUCCAGCCGCCGCUGUGAACACGGGCGGGCCGAUGCCUCUUCUCCUCUCGGCGGCUUCUCCUUCCGCGGAGUUCGCCGAGCCGACCUGGUCCCCGGAGCCUCCGCACAUCCUCCCCGCAGGGCCGCGGAGCUUAGGUACGUGACCGCGCUGCCCACGGCUCGCGCGCAGCGUGGUCGUCCGCGCAGAACGCCACCGCUGUGGACGCGCGUCCGUGGAGGCACCGGGAUCCUUGUCAGGGGUUAA
Messenger RNA from Meriones unguiculatus (Mongolian gerbil), 2331 nucleotides. Its product is annotated as collagen alpha-2(I) chain-like. The transcript is spliced from 3 exons. The record is from RefSeq and is a predicted model, not a curated record. Bases 1 to 2331 code for a protein of 776 amino acids. NCBI's taxonomy places the organism in Eukaryota, Metazoa, Chordata, Mammalia, Rodentia, Muridae.